CCUCCUCCUCUUCCUCCUCCUGCUCCUCCUCGUCCUCGUCGGGCUCUCCGGACCCAGGAUGGCGGCGGCCCCCACCCAGAUCGAAGCCGAGCUGUACUACCUGAUCGCCCGCUUCCUGCAGUCCGGACCCUGCAACAAAUCGGCCCAGGUGCUGGUGGAGGAGCUGGAGGAGCACCAGCUGAUCCCUCGCCGCCUGGACUGGGAGGGCAAGGAGCACCGGCGCAGCUUCCACGACCUGGUGGCGGCCAACGCCCACAUCCCCCCGAACUACCUCCUGAAGAUCUGCGAGCGGGUCGGCCCGCUGCUGGAGAGAGAGAUCCCGCAGAGCGUGCCCGGGAUCCAGACGCUGCUGGGCGGGGGCCGCCAGUCUCUGCUGCGGGCGGCAAAAGAUUGUCGCCACACGCUGUGGAACGGCUCGGCCUUCGCCGCCCUGCACCGGGGAAGACCUCCGGAGCUGCCCGCCAACUACGUGAAGCCUCCAAAUGUGGUGAACAUCACCUCGGCCCGACAGCUGACGGGAUGCGGCCGUUUCACCCACGUGUUCCCCACGUCCGCCUACCAGCACAUGAAGAUGCACAAGCGGAUCCUGGGUCACCUAUCGUCCGUCUACUGCGUGGCGUUCGACCGGAGCGGGAGGCGCGUCUUUACCGGUUCCGACGACUGCCUGGUCAAGAUAUGGGCCACGGACGACGGGCGUCUGCUGUCCACGCUGCGGGGCCACUCGGCCGAGAUCUCGGACCUGGCGGUCAGCUACGAGAACACGCUUCUCGCCGCGGGCAGCUGCGACAAGGUGGUCAGGGUGUGGUGCCUCCGGACCUGUGCGCCGGUGGCGGUGCUGCAGGGCCACGCCGCUUCCAUCACCUCCAUCCAGUUUUGCCCAGCGAGGAAAGGCACAACGCGGUACCUCACGUCCACCGGUGCCGACGGAACCAUCUGCUUCUGGCAGUGGCACGCCAGCACCAUGAAGUUCAAAGACCGGCCCGUGAAGUUUGCUGAGAGAUCCAGGCCCGGCGUUCAGAUCUCCUGCUCAUCCUUCAGUUCCGGCGGCAUGUUCAUCGCGACAGGUAGCACUGACCACGUGAUCCGAAUCUAUUACUUGGGCUCAGAGGCCCCAGAGAAGAUCGCUGAAUUAGAGUCGCACACGGACAAAGUCGUCGCGGUCCAAUUUUGUAACAACGGAGACAGCCUGCGCUUCGUGAGCGGCAGCCGUGACGGGACGGCCCGGAUCUGGCAAUACCAGCAGCAGGAGUGGAGAGGCACGGUCCUCGACAUGGCCACAAAGAUGACCGGGAGCAGCGGGCCGGCCGGGGAGGACAAAGUGACCAAGCUGAAGGUGACCAUGGUGGCGUGGGAUCGCUGCGACGUGACGGUCAUCACCGCGGUCAACAAUUUCCUGCUGAAGGUGUGGCACUCCAGCUCGGGGCAGCUCCUGCACACGCUGUCGGGCCAUGACGACGAGGUGUUCGUCUUGGAAGCGCAUCCCUUCGACCCCAGGAUCCUCCUCUCGGCCGGCCACGAUGGGAACAUCUUCGUCUGGGAUCUGGACAAGGGAACCAAGAUCCGCAAUUACUUUAACAUGAUCGAGGGCCAAGGCCACGGGGCCGUGUUCGACUGUAAGUUCUCUCCAGACGGACAGCAUUUCGCCUGCACGGAUUCUCACGGACACUUGCUGCUCUUCGGUUUUGGGUGCAGUCAAUACUACGAGAAGAUUCCAGACCAGAUGUUCUUCCACACGGACUACCGGCCCCUCAUCCGGGACAGCAACAACUACGUGCUGGACGAGCAGACCCAGCAGGCGCCCCACCUCAUGCCCCCGCCGUUCCUGGUGGACGUGGACGGGAACCCCCACCCCCCGCGCUUCCAGCGGCUCGUGCCCGGCCGCGAGAACUGCAAGGAGGAGCAGCUGAUCCCCCAGCUGGGAUACGUGGCAAAUGGGGACGGGGAGGUGGUGGAGCAGGUGAUCGGUCAGCAGACGAGUGAGCAGGAAGAGAGCAUCCUGGACGGAAUAAUCAGGGAGCUGCAGCGAGAGCAGGAUCUCCGACUGAUUCACGGAGGAGAGACCCUUCCGAACCCUCCCCCCGGCCCGCCCCGACAGGGUUCUGUCAGCAGCGCCCCGCGCGGCCCCACUGGGCCGGACGUGGCAUCGCCCCCCAAUGUGGGCCUCCGGCGCAGCGGCCAGAUCGAGGGCGUCCGGCAGAUGCACCACAACGCACCGCGCAGCCAGAUCGCCACCGAGAGGGACCUCGUGGCUUGGAGUCGACGGGUCGUGGUCAAUGAGCUGAACCCGGGGGUCAGCCGGGUCCAGGAGGAGUGCCGGGCCGCCAAGGGGGACAUAGAAGUGAGUCUGUACACUGUCGAGAAGAAGAGGAAACCUUCUCACGUCACCCAGAGGAGCGAGUACCCGCCUGGCAGCGGGCGCUUCCUGCGUAGAACCCAGCGCAAGCGCCAGCACACGUACCAGACCCGCUCCACCAUCGAGCACAGCCAGCAGGCGGCCGGCCGGAGCCCCGGCGCCCAGGACGACUCGGACAGCUCCUCGGAGGAAGACGAGACGGUGGGCACCAGCGACGUGUCGGUCGACGAAGCCGUGGCCGAGUGGCAGAGCGAGAGCUCCUCCAGUGACUCGUCGAGCGAAUAUUCCGAUUGGACCGCGGACGCGGGCAUUAACCUGCAGCCCCCAAAGAGGCAGACCCGACAGGCGGCCCGCAAGAUCUGCAGCAGCUCCGAGGACGAGAAGGGGAAGGAGCCCAGGUCGCCGGAAGAGAAGCGGAAGAGGCCCAAGGCCACUCGGAGAAAGAAGCCGGGCGGGCUGCUGUCAGCUGAAGGAGAGGGGGGUCCCCGCGAGGACUGGUUUGCACCCCAGUGGAUCCUGGACACCAUCCCGCGCCGCUCCCCCUUCGUGCCGCAGAUGGGUGAUGAGCUCAUCUAUUUCAGGCAAGGCCACGAAGCUUACGUACGGGCGGUCAGGAAGGCCAAGAUCUACAGCGUGAACCUGCAGAAGCAGCCGUGGAACAAAAUGGAUCUCAGGGAACAAGAGUUGGUGAAGACUGUGGGCAUCAAAUACGAGGUGGGGCCGCCCACUCUCUGCUGCCUGAAAUUGGCCUUCCUCGAGCCGACCUCAGGCAAGAUGACCGGAGAGGCUUUCUCCAUCAAGUACCACGAUAUGCCGGACGUCAUUGACUUCCUCGUGCUGCAUCAGUUCUAUAACGAGGAAGAACGGAACUGGCAGAUUGGGGAUCGUUUUCGCAGUAUAAUAGACGAUGCCUGGUGGUUCGGGGACGUGGAGAGCCAGCAACCUUUCCAGCCGGAGUAUCCUGACAGCUCCCUCCAGUGCUACAGCGUGCACUGGGACAACAACGAGAGAGAGAAGAUGAGCCCGUGGGACAUGGAGCCGAUUCCAGAAGGAACGGCCUUUCCCGAGGAAGUGGGGGCCAGCGUCCCGGUGUCUCCAGAGGAGCUGACGGCCCUGCUGUACCAACCGCAGGAGGGGGAGUGGGGUGCCCGCUCCCGAGAUGAGGAGUGCCAGCGCGUCAUCCGGGGCAUCGGUCACCUGCUCACCCUGGAUUUUGCCAGCCCCUUCGCCGUCCCCGUGGACCUGAGCGCUUACCCGCUGUAUUGCACUGUGGUCGCGUACCCCACCGACCACACCAUCAGGAGGAGACUGGAAAACCGCUUCUACCGGAGGAUCUCUGCGUUGAUGUGGGAGGUGCGCUACAUUGAGCAUAACGCUCGGACCUUCAACGAGCCCAACAGCCCGAUCGUCAAAGCCGCCAAAAUCGUCACCGACGUCCUGCUCCGCUUCAUCGGGGACCAGAGCUGUUCGGACAUCUGGACACGUACUAACAAGGUGAAGGCCGAAGUUCACUCCCGAAGGGGCCAGCAGCCAGGGCUCGGCGGGCUUCUGGCGUGCGGGGGCUGGGCUGGGGUCGGCGAGGCCGAGCGGCCCGGGCACCCGGGAGGAAGGGACCCCGUGCUUCCAGUUUCGGGAGAUCUGCCCGCCCUAGCCGGGGAUCGGGGACCAAUAGGGGCCGAGAGGGGCUGGCAAGCUGUCCUCGGCCCUCGGGGCGGCGGGGCGGUGGGGGCGCCCGGCAGAGCGGGGGCGGCCGACUGGCAGCCUGGCAGCGGGCAAUUGUCCAGGAGUCUCCUGAGCUCCCAGUCUACGAGCGGGAAGAUUCAGGAGCCGUUCCGGCAUAGCCAGCCGCGGCGGACCGCUUUCUCCCAGCGCAGGUCCCGCUCCUUCCACGCCCGGCGGGCCCGGGGAGCAUCGGGCCUCGCCCUGCCCCGCGACACGGAGCGUCACAGAGGGACGGGUCUGCCCCAGCGCCAGUCCGGGACACGGCCACCGACCCUCCCCUCCAGCCCGCGGUGCCCGGGCCCCCGGGGACCCAGACCGCGUGUGCUAGGGGCACUUGGGCGAUGCCCGGGGCUUGGCGGGGGGCCCACAUCUGGGUGGUCUUCAGGUGACGAUCCCGGGCUGUGUCGACAGGACCUUCGGGACCACCAAGCCGUCACCCCGCCCAUGGACUUCAGCACCGUGAAGCAGACGCUGGAGGCGGGGAAAUACGCCAGCCCCCUGGAGUUCUACAAGGACAUCCGCCUCAUCUUCACCAACUCCAAGGCCUACACGCCAAACAAGAGGUCCAGGAUCUACAGCAUGACCCUGCGGCUGUCGGCCUUGUUUGAAAACCACAUUAAAAACAUCAUUCCCGAGUACAAGGCGGCUCCGCGGGGCCGGGGGCGGAGGAGGCCUCGCUACCGCAAGCGCUGCGCAGCAGCAGCUAGCAGCGGGCGGUGGCGGAGACGGACGGCCGGGGACGGCAGCGACGGCAGCUCCCCGGCCAGCAGUCGGGCGUCCAGCCCGAAGGGAAAGCAGAAGUUCACCAAGGGGCCGCCCAGAACCGCCCAGAGUGCCCCGCUGCCCUUGACCCGGACCAGCUCUUCCGUCUCCUCUCAUGAUGAAGUUUCAGACAUCGCAGAAGAGCCCCCCGCGCACGGCGGGGACCAGGAGAUGGACGUCCCGCCGGCGGCGAACUGGUCCGCCGCCGAUCCGGGGAGAGGGAGAACCCCUCGGGGCAAAGUCACCCCCGUAAAACAAGCUGAGUCCCCCGACGGGCCACUGAGCAACGGGGACGACGGUGGCCUUGGCAGCAGCGGAGGCAGAGAGGCUCGGGCCGGAGUCAAGAGGAAACUGCUCUCGGCAUCCGAGGAGGAGGAGAGCUGCAGGGACGAGGAGGGGGAUGAGGACGAUGACGGGGAGGAUGACGAGGAGGAGGAGGAGGAGGAGGAGGAGGACAGGGAGAAGAAGGAAGUGAGAGAGAAGCCUCACCCUCCCUCAUCGGACAGCGGCGAGUCGGCAUCCAGCUCCGACUCGGACUCCACGUCUCGGACGGACCAGGACUUUGUGGAUGGGGACCACGACUACAGCAAAGCGGCCCCUUCGAGGGCCCGGCGGAAGUUCCGCCUGGACCCGGCCGACGGCAGGAGACCCUGGAAGACGAGAGGAGCCGGCGGCCGGGGCCGCUGGGGCCGCUGGGGCCGCCGCGGCCGGGGGGGCGGGGGCCGGGGCCGAGGGGGCGGGGGCCGGGGCCGGGGCGGGGGGCGGGGCGGCCGGGGCCGGGGCCGGGGGCGAGGCGGCCGGGGGGCCACCCGAGCCAAACGGGCCCGCCUGGCCCCGGACGAGGAGCCGGAGGGCCCGUGGACGGGGCGCGGCGGCCUGGGCGGCGGCCGGCCCCCCGGCAUCAGGACCCGCAACCAAGGCCGGCGGACGGUGCUCUACCACGACGACUCGGACAACGACAGCUUCCUGCCCGCCGCCGACCCGCUGAACCUGGGCACCUCGCGCUCGGGCCGCGUGCGGAAGAUGACCGAGAAAGCCAGGGUGAGCCACCUCAUGGGCUGGAACUGCUGACCCCGGGGGCCGCCCGCCCGCCCGGCGGGGGGACCGGAUGAACGUAAAGGAAUUUCAGUGGCCCCCUUCUACUGCAGGGAUUUUUACCAGGAAAUCUAUCAGGCAAAAAGGUGCUCGCCCUACCCACUCUCCGCCUCUCAUCCCCCCCGCCCCAACUCCCCACGUCGGGGUCACCCGUUCGGAGACUCCAGGCGUCCUCCCGUCAUCUGCCCAAACAAGCCUUACUCAUCGGGCCUUAAAUUAAAUAGAUUCUGUCCGCGUCCACUCUCCUCCCCGCCCCCGCUCUCCCCCCACCUUACCCGACACACUACAGAUCCACUAAGUUCAAAGGAGCUUCCAGCUUCUCGUGAGUAGCGUGACGUUUUCGUGGUGAACGGACCGCCACCCCUCCCCGCCCCCUCGCCUCACCGCCGCCUCCUUCCCCUCGUUGGGUUUUCAUUCUCCAGACGCCGCGCCGCCUCCCGGGGCUUUUAUCGAGUUUCUGCCCUUGAUUCCGAUUCACAGUAAUAAUGACGACUUUUGCACAAUUCACCAAUCCUAAAGGCAGCUAUAAAAUGUUUACAGUUUCUAGAGUGUAAGAAGGAUUUGGAUUAUUUUACUCUUCCCAAGCCAAAACGUCCAUAAAUUAUCCUGAACCGAAGUAUAUUUAUACAACAGGUUUUGGGGG
Molecule: messenger RNA, 6575 nt
Organism: Ornithorhynchus anatinus (platypus)
Lineage: Eukaryota; Metazoa; Chordata; Mammalia; Monotremata; Ornithorhynchidae
Gene: BRWD3
Product: bromodomain and WD repeat domain containing 3
Biological process (GO): regulation of transcription by RNA polymerase II; regulation of cell shape; cytoskeleton organization
Cellular component (GO): nucleus
Molecular function (GO): protein binding
Source: RefSeq, a predicted model, not a curated record